Molecule: messenger RNA, 2481 nt
Organism: Erinaceus europaeus (western European hedgehog)
Lineage: Eukaryota; Metazoa; Chordata; Mammalia; Eulipotyphla; Erinaceidae
Gene: LBX1
Product: ladybird homeobox 1
Exons: 3
Coding region: 534-1388 (284 amino acids)
Biological process (GO): regulation of DNA-templated transcription
Molecular function (GO): DNA binding; DNA-binding transcription factor activity, RNA polymerase II-specific
Source: RefSeq, a predicted model, not a curated record
CGGGGCCGGCAGCGGGGGGCCCCGACCCGGCCAGGCCGAGCGCAGCGGGGAGGCCCCGCGCCGGCCGGGUUAGCCCCGCGCCGGGCCCGGCUACCUAGUCGGACGUCGGUCAUCAAAGCGCGGCGGCGGCCAGAGGAUAGAGUGUCCGAGAUUGUCGGGGGAGUACGGGAUCGGCGCCCUCUCCUCGGCUCUUCCAACUGUAGCCGCCAGGACCCGGGGCCAGAAGCGGCCGCCGAGCCACCUGACACCUUUAAAUAGCACCCGGGCCGGCGAAACUGGAGCCCCGCGCGGCGCUCCCCGACUCGGGCCCCGGACUGUUGGAAGCCCCGGCGGCGGCGCCCGCGUCUGCGCCUUCCUCCCGGGGCCCCGUGAGCCCCCGCUCGCCGCGGCCGCUGCGCUAAUCGGCCCGCACCGGGCCCGCGCCCUGCCCGCGCGGCCUCCUUCCGAAUCGCGGCCACUCGGCGCCCGAGCUGCCCGCGGGCUGGGUCCCCGAGGCCCGAGCCGCCCCGGCCGGGCCCCCAAACGAGGCCGAGAUGACUUCCAAGGAGGAUGGCAAGGCGGCGCCAGGGGAGGAGCGGCGGCGCAGCCCGCUGGACCACCUGCCGCCGCCCGCCAAUUCCAACAAGCCGCUGACGCCGUUCAGCAUCGAGGACAUCCUCAACAAGCCGUCCGUGCGGAGAAGUUACUCGCUGUGCGGGGCGGCGCACCUGCUGGCGGCCGCCGACAAGCACGCGUCGGGCGGCUUGCCCCUGGCCGGCCGCGCGCUGCUCUCGCAGACGUCGCCGCUGUGCGCGCUGGAGGAGCUCGCCAGCAAGACCUUUAAGGGGCUGGAGGUCAGCGUCCUGCAGGCAGCCGAAGGCCGCGACGGGAUGACCAUCUUCGGGCAGCGGCAGACCCCCAAGAAGCGGCGAAAGUCGCGUACGGCCUUUACAAACCACCAGAUCUAUGAGCUGGAGAAGCGCUUCCUGUACCAGAAGUACUUGUCCCCGGCUGACCGCGACCAGAUUGCACAGCAGCUGGGCCUCACCAACGCUCAGGUCAUUACCUGGUUCCAGAACCGGCGCGCCAAGCUCAAGCGGGACCUGGAGGAGAUGAAGGCCGACGUGGAGUCCGCCAAGAAACUGGGCCCCAGCGGGCAGAUGGACAUCGUGGCUCUGGCCGAACUCGAGCAGAACUCGGAGGCGGCGGGCGGCGGCGGGAAUGGCGGGGGCAGCUGUGGCAGGGCCAAGUCGAGGCCUGGCUCGCCGGCGCUCCCCCCAGGCGCCCCGCAGGUCCCGGGCGCCGGGCCCCUGCAACUCUCACCCGCCUCCCCGCUCACGGACCAGCCGGCCAGCAGCCAGGACUGCUCGGAGGACGAGGAAGACGAAGAGAUAGACGUGGACGACUGAACCGCACCCGCCCGGGGAGCUUCCGCCACCCCGGGCCCCUGGCGUCUGCCGCCUGCCGCCUCCCGGACCCGACCGCCAAAGGGAGCUGGGACCUCCUCUGCAUCUCCCACCCAUCUCCCGCCCCGGGCCUGGACUCGGCUCCCGGCAGCUGCCUCUUCCCUCUCGAAGCAAUAAACCCGGGCUGGCCGGCGGGGCCGGUCUCCACACGGCCUGGGCCGCCCCACGCUUACGAGCCGUGAGAUUCUGUCUAGCUUCUGUAUAAAUAUUUAAACCUCUGUAGCGGGUUCUGGCCACCGCAGCCUGACUUUUCCCUUCCUUUUAUUUUUAAAAAAGAAAUCUCGGAAAUUCCUAUGUUUUCCAAGCUCUCGGGCUGCUAGAUCUGCUGAGGGCCAAGCUGAAUCGAGGGUAGCCCACACUUAACCCGGUGGCCUGGAGCAGGGGCCGCCCCCAUAGUUUUUAUUUUUCCUCUGCAUGUGGCGAAUGCACCCGCCCUAUACCUCUGCAGUUGAAUUUUUUUUAUUUCCUCCUGCCUUUUCCCCCUGCGUGGGAAGGGACUGAAGGAGUCAGAUAGCUCCUAACUUGCAAGUUUCAAAUCAAUCUUUUAUUUCCCUCCCCACAGAAGUCAGUUCUCCAUGCCAUUUUGGCCUCACAAUGCUCACUCACAAAUGAUAUUUUUACGAUUUCUCCUCACCCUGUAUCAGUUUCCUUGAACUGACUUUGGGUGUCUCAAUUUUAGGGACAAAGCAGGAGCAAAUCCAACCCACCACCAACAACAAACACCACCACCAACAACAACAAAAAUGGAACCCAAAGCCCUAGAAUUAUUUUUUACUCCUUUUGGGAUUUUUUUUGCAUGUGACAGAGACUAAAGAGGAGGCCGACCUGAGCCCACACCCCACCUCCUCCACAGAUCUGGUCUGUCUUUCAGUCUCUAACACCCUGCUGGGAGUGAGCACUAUUUGGCCAGAGCAGGGUGUCCAGAUGAGGGUGGGCCCCUUGAGCCCCUGCCUUGCUCUUGCCCUGCCCCCUCCUCCCUGUACUGUACCCAAGGCUUCUUUCUCCGAUAAAUAAAGUCUUUGCCAUUUUACUAGAA